GGACGAAGUCCUCCCCCCCGGCCUUUAUGAAAAAAUGGCUGGAGGCGGCUUGGGUGUAUUUUGUAGAAGACUCUCCGCGGUCCUGAGGGUUUCUGGAUCGUUCAUUACUUCUAAGGUCCCCGCUAGCACAGGUUGCAGGUUUUCUCUUAGUUUCCUGCAUAAGAGUGUACCAAAUGUCACUUCUUUGCACCGACCUAAAUUACUUCAUACCACAUUGUCAACAAGAGGACUAGAAGAAUUUUUUGAUGACCCAAAGAAUUGGGGGGAACAAAAAGUGAAAUCUGGAGCUGCAUGGACCUGUCAACAGUUAAGGAACAAAAGUAAUGAAGAUUUACAUAAACUUUGGUAUGUCCUACUGAAAGAAAGAAACAUGCUUCUAACUCUAGAGCAGGAGGCCAAGCGGCAGAGAUUGCCAAUGCCAAGUCCAGAACGGUUAGAAAAGGUAAUUGAGUCCAUGGAUGCAUUGGAUAAAGUUGUCCAGGAAAGAGAAGAUGCUUUACGGCUUCUUCAGACUGGUCAAGAAAAAGCUAGACCUGGUGCUUGGAGAAGGGACAUCUUUGGAAGAAUCAUUUGGCACAAGUUCAAGCAGUGGCCUGUACCUUGGUACCUAAAUAAAAGAUACAAUAAGAAACGAUUCUUUGCAAUGCCUUAUGUGGACCGUUUCAUCAGAUUGAGACUUGAGAAACAAGCUCGCAUCAAAGCAAGAAAGAGAAGUUUAGAGAAAAAGAAAGAAAAAUUUCUUAAGGAAAAAUUUCCACAUCUUUCUGAAGCCCAGAAGUCAAGCGUUGGCUAAGUCUGAACUCUUAUUAAUGUGUUGCUUUUUCUUGCAACAUUCUGUAUACCGAAGUAAAUAGAUAUAUGUUAAGUGGUUAAUAAAGAAUUUUUUAAAGUCAA
Dipodomys spectabilis (banner-tailed kangaroo rat) is the source of this 894-nucleotide messenger RNA. It is a transcript of the gene Mrpl47, whose product is annotated as mitochondrial ribosomal protein L47. Bases 35 to 793 code for a protein of 252 amino acids. Lineage: Eukaryota; Metazoa; Chordata; Mammalia; Rodentia; Heteromyidae. Gene Ontology annotation, molecular function: structural constituent of ribosome. Gene Ontology annotation, cellular component: mitochondrial large ribosomal subunit; mitochondrial ribosome. Gene Ontology annotation, biological process: mitochondrial translation. The record is from RefSeq and is a predicted model, not a curated record. The transcript is spliced from 7 exons.